AUGCCUUUGGUGUUGAAAAACCUGUACACUGGAGUUGAUGAUGCUUCAAAGAAUUUCCGUACAUGUGUUAGGACUUAUAACAACACAUUUGCUUUUACUUCGCUUGGCAUUCAUCAGUAUGAUAAAAAUCUUUGUAAGCGUAAUAAAGGCAUAUAUACGUUCAAAGUUCAAGGGCAAAUAUAUCAUUUUAUCAAUGACUUAUUGCCUGAUGGUUGUCCGCCGCGCAAUUUGCAACUCUAUUUUUAUGACACUGACCAUGAAAUUCAAAAUCGAGUUGAAAGUGUUGCUAGAUUGGAAGAGAACAUUGUCAAAGCUUUGAUAGAAGUCAUGUCUUGCAAUCCAUACGCAAAUUUCUUUAGAAGUCUUAAGGAUGUUGUUCACUCUGAUGACUUUAGUAUUUUGUUGAACUCUUCACCUUCAUUGGAUCAAAGACUUUAUAAUUCGCCAACUGCUUCUCAAGUUGCUGCUGUAUGGAUUGAAGACUAUGAUGGAGUUGAAGAUAAUAGGAAUAUUAGGGUAUAUGCACAUUGUGGUCGGUCACAAAAUAUCCAAUACUAUUAUGGUUGUUAUGAUCCAUUACAAUACCCUUUGUUAUUCCCGUUUGGUGAUGUUGGAUGGCAUGAGGGUAUUCAAAAAGUCUUGCAAUCGAGGAAUUUACAACCUCUUGGUUAUGUAAAUUCUUUAUCUAUUAAUGCAAACACUCAAUUAUCUGUUGAUGAUCUAAUUCGAGCAGAGGAAGCGGUGUUUCGAGAAGGUAGGAAGCGCUCCUCAAUAUCGUGCAGAGAAUAUUAUGCAUACAAAUUUCAGGUUCGAGCAAGUGAUAAUUCUCUAUUAUUACAUACUGGAAGAUUAUUUCAACAAUUUAUUGUUGACAUAUAUAUUAAAGUUGAAACACAAAGGCUAGAUUAUUUUAGGAAAAAACAACAGUUGUUUAGGUCUGAAAACUUUCAAGGCCUCGUUGAUAGCGUUGGAAUGGGUGCUGUGUUUGGUAAUGAGGUCGGACGCAGAGUUAUUUUGCCAUCGUCAUUCAUUGGAGGUCCUAGAGAUAUGCGUGGUCGAUAUAUGGAUGCAAUGUCCCUUGUCCAAAACUUUGGCAAACCUGAUAUGUUUUUAACCAUGACAUGUAACCCUAAUUGGCCUGAAAUUAAAGGACUUUUGCAAUACAAUGACGACGCACAAAAUAGGCCAGACUUGAUUGCAAGAGUGUUCCACGCAAAAAUGCAGGAACUUAAGAAUGAUAUUACAAAGAAACAAUUUUUUGGCGAAAUUGCUGCAUACACUUAUGUAAUCGAGUUCCAAAAGAGAGGAUUGCCACAUGCUCAUUUCCUUAUUAUUCUAAAAGACAAAUGUCAUGCAAUGUCUCCUUCUUUUGUUGAUAAUUUUGUAUCGGCAGAAAUACCAGAUAAACAUCUUCAACCUACGUUGUACGAUCUUGUAAAAAAACAUAUGGUUCAUGGUCCUUGUGGUUUUCUUAAUCCAAAUUGCCCUUGCAUGACACAAAGGAAAUGCAAAUCCGCACCUACUUGUAAAAGUAAAUACCCCAAACUAUUUAGCGAUGCCACUGAGUUUGCUGAUGACUCUUACCCUAUUUAUAAGAGACGCAAUACACCUUUUUUAGUUCAUGUUAAAGGGUUUAAUCUUGAUAAUAGAUGGAUAGUGCCUUAUAAUCCCCAGUUAUUACUUAAGUUUGAUUGCCAUAUAAAUGUGGAAGUCUGUGCCAGUAUUAAGUCUGUGAAGUACAUUUAUAAAUAUAUUUACAAAGGCCAUGAUAGAGUAAGCAUGACUUUGGGUGAUAACACUGAUGAUCGUGUGAUUGAUGAAAUUAAAGAAUACCAAAAUGCAAGAUGGAUUUCGCCCCCUGAAGCUGCAUGGCGCAUAUUUGGAUUUGCAAUUGCAGAGAUGAAGCCUGCUGUUAUACAGUUGCAGAUACAUUUAGAAAACUCACAAUAUAUCAAUUUUUAUGGCCAUGAAAGGAUAACCUACAUAGUAAGCAGAGAAGAUUCGUCUCGUACUAUGUUAACUGAAUUCUUUGCAAUGAAUCUUUCAAGUGAUUUCGCAAGAACUUUGAACUUGCUUUAUGUAGAAUUCCCUUACUAUUUUGUUUGGUGUAAGUCAAGCAAGUCUUGGAAACCUAGAAAACAACUUACAGUUAUAGGCAGACUUGUUGCUGUUAAUCCAACUGAGGGAGAACGGUAUUAUCUACGACUGUUAUUAAUGAAUGUUAGGGCCCCAACUUCGUUUGAUUGUUUAAGAACUGUCAAUGGUCAAAUCACUUCAUCUUUUCGUGAUGCUGCUGAGAAACUAGGAUUACUUGCAGGAGAUUUCAUUGUUGAAGCAUCGUUGAAUGAAGCAGUAUUAUUCCAAAUGCCUUCAAGUUUGCGGACUUUUUUUGCAACGCUUCUCAUCUUUUGUGAUAUUUCCAAUCCUAUUUCAUUAUGGAUGAAAUACAAAACACACAUGUGUCAAGACUUAUUAAGGACAGGCUUGCACACCAAUGCUGAGGCUGAAUCAUUAGUCUUAAAGAUGAUUGCUAAUAUAGUACAAGAAAUGGGCAAGAAAACGAAAGACUUCUGCCUAUUUGAUCUAUUGGAAUCUUACGAUUUCCCAGGACGUGUUACUAAUGAGAUUUUACAUGAAAAGAACCUUCCAGUUUCUGAGGCAGAUCUUUUAGCUAUUCACAAACUUAAUGCUUGCCAGCGAGCAGCUUUCAAAACUAUAACAGAUGCUGUUUUAGGUAAUAAACCUAGUGCAUUUUUUGUUGAUGGCCCUGGUGGUACAGGAAAAACAUUCUUAUAUCGCUGUUUACUAGCAUUUGUACGUUCUAAAGGUUUGAUCGCCCUUGCAACUGCAACUUCUGGCAUAGCUGCAUCUAUACUACCUGGCGGUCGCACAGCACAUUCUCGCUUCAAGCUCCCACUUGAUGGCACUGAUAAGUAUGUAUGUAAUAUAGGUAAACAUACUGCUGAUGCGAGUUUACUUCGCCAUAGUAAAUUGAUUCUUUGGGAUGAAGCAUCCAUGGCACAUAGGAAUAUAGUUGAGAGCCUUGAUAUAACACUUAAAGAUAUAAUGGAUUGUCAAGAUUUAUUUGGGGGAAAAGUCAUUGUAUUUGGAGGAGAUUUUAGGCAGACAUUACCAGUUGUAAGACAUGGAAAGAAGGAAGAUUUCAUUGCAGCAUCUUUGGUUAAGUCAACUUCUAUAUGGCCGCACAUUUGUCGUUUGACUUUAGUUGAGAACAUGCGUGCACAGGCUGAUCCUACAUUUGCAAGUUACUUGAUGAAGAUAGGUAAUGGCACAGAACCUGCUAUUUACCAAAACAAAAUAAAAGUGCCUUCUCAAUUUCUUGUACAAAAAUGUGGAUCAAAGUCUUCGUUAUAUGCAUUGUUUGAUGCUGUAUACCCUGAUUUACAUUGUUUCUUCAAUGACCCAUAUCCACUGAUGGACAGAGCAAUUUUGACAACGAAGAAUGAAUUUGUUGAUGAGAUUAAUAUGCUUUUGCUGGAAAAGUUCCCUGGUGAAAAUAAAAGUUACAUCAGUUAUGAUGAGCCACUUGAUUCAAAGUACUUGCAUUGCCAAGAUUAUUUACAUACUUUAUGCCCUCCUGGCUUGCCUCCUCAUACUUUAAGCUUGAAAAAAAAUAGUCCUGUAAUCUUAUUAAGGAAUCUAAAUCCAUGUGAAGGCUUAUGCAAUGGUACACGCCUAAUAUGUGAUAUGUUUGGGGAUCAUACCAUAAGUUGCAUUAUCGCAGUGGGGGAAUACAAGGGUAAGCAUGUAUUGAUACCUAGAAUACCACUUCAACCAUCAAAGGAUGAAAACUGUCCAAUACCAUUCAAAAGAUGCCAAUUCCCCGUAAAAAGUUGUUUUGCAAUGACAAUAAAUAAAGCACAAGGCCAAACUCUAGAUUUUGUUGGCCUUUACUUGAAGGAACCUGUUUUUAGCCAUGGUCAACUAUAUGUCGCGAUGUCUCGUGCAAAGACUGCAGCUUCUUUGAAAAUCGUAAUAUGCAACGAUUUUGAUGAAUCGACAUGCACAAAUCUUACAGAAAAUGUUGUUUACGAUGAAAUCAUCAAGUACAUAUUAUGA
This is a messenger RNA of Ipomoea triloba (trilobed morning glory), 4080 nucleotides long. RefSeq lists its product as uncharacterized. Lineage: Eukaryota; Viridiplantae; Streptophyta; Magnoliopsida; Solanales; Convolvulaceae. The record is from RefSeq and is a predicted model, not a curated record. Bases 1 to 4080 code for a protein of 1359 amino acids. The transcript has a single exon. Gene Ontology annotation, molecular function: DNA helicase activity. Gene Ontology annotation, biological process: DNA repair; telomere maintenance.